CAAUAAAAAGGUGCUUGCCCGCCGCCCAUUUGUGCUGACUGCAGGUGCCGCUGAAUACUGUUUCAGUAUUCGUUUGCCUCCCAAAUUAUCAAAAUAGACGUUGCCCUUCUUCCACUCCAUAGACUUUCUUCACAUUUUCAAAUGGAGGUUGGUGAAAAAUCAUAGGCCCUGGUACUGAAAUCACAAUGACGGCGACCCUGCCGUCGACUGCUACACCGACGAUGAACUUGAGUCUCAAGGAAGGGUUGAUGGAAAUGACGGAGUCUGCUCAAAAUAAGGGUACCGAUCCCUUGAUUUGGGGUGUUCAGCUCUCCUCUAGCCUGUUGUCUGCCGGAACCACCAUGCCGUCGACGGAGGUCGCCGAGUUGCUCGUUUCGCAUAUUUGUUGGUCUAAUAAUCUCCCAAUUGCUUGGAAAUAUCUCGAAAAAGCGCUAAACCUUAGAAUUGCUCCGCCAAUGCUCGUUCUCGCGCUUCUUUCCAACAGUGUAAUCCCGAAUAGAAGAAGCCAACCUGCUGCAUACAGGAUCUUUCUGGAGCUCCUUAAAAGACACAUUUUUUCUUUGGCUUCUGAAGUUAAUGGUCCAAAGUACCAGAAAAUCAUGGAAUCAAUAGACAAUGCUCUUCACCUCUCCCAAAGAUUUGGCAUUCCAUCUAGUGAACCUGGGAUUCUCCUAGUUGAAUUUGUAUUUGCAAUAGUGUGGCAGUUGCUUGAUGCAUCAAUAGAUGAUGAAGACUUGUUGGAACUUGUACCUGAAAAGAGGUCUACUUGGCCAAUGAAACCACAAGAGAUGGAAAUUGAUGAUCAUAAUAUCGGAGAAAAGAAAAUUGAUCACUAUGACAGAUUGUAUAGAACAAACACCACAUUGGCCAUUGAAAUCAUUGGAGAACUUUACCGAAAUAAAUUAACUUCCAGGAUCCUGUCUUUGGCACGUCAAAAUAUGCCUGUACACUGGAGAUCUUUAAUUUAUAAUUUGCGACUACUGAUAGCAAACUCAAUAUCUUUGAGAAAUUCCAAAGAUAUUACUCCUGAGUCUCUUUUGCAGCUAACAUCUGAUAACCAUGUAAUCAUGUCACCAGAAUGCAAAACAGUAUCUUUGCAACAGUUCCAUGCAGUAAUGGCUUCCGGAUCGCUUGUAUCAUCUACAGCUCCAACUCAUGGUGCUAGUCGCUCGUCUUUUUGGCUUCCAAUUGAUCUGUUCCUUGAAGACACCAUGGAGGGAUUUGUGGUGGCUACCACAAGUGCAGCCGAAACUCUUUCUGGUCUACUGAAAGCCUAUCAAGCAAUUACUCAAGCUUCUUGGCAGGAAGCAUUUCUUGGUUUGUGGAUUGCAGCUUUACGGCUUGUUCAAAGGGAGCGAGAUGCUCUUGAGGGCCCGAUACCACGUAUGGAUACAUGUUUAUGCUUACUACUAUGCACAACCACCAUUGCAAUUGUCAAUAUUGUUGAUGAAGAAGAAAACAGUCUCGUUGAGGAAGACGUGCAUAUGCGAAGUGAAACACAAGUUGUUGGGAAGUGUAGGAAGAGUCUUGUUUCCAGCUUACAACAGUUGGGUGAUUAUGAAGGCUUGUUGGACCCACCAUCAUCUGUAACCUCUUUAGCAAAUCAGGCAGCUGCUAAAGCCAUUAUGUUUUUUUCGGGUCUAGCAAAUCAAUGCUUGAAUGACACAUCUCUCACUUGUUCUGGAGACCUGAGACAUCUGAUUGUGGAGGCUUGUAUUGCAAGGCAUCUUCUAGACACAUCAGCAUACCUAUGGCCUGGUUAUGUCAAGGGACAUGCCAACCAAAUACCUCACAGCAUUGCUGGCCAGAUGCUUGGCUGGUCAUCAUUGAUGAAGGGGUCCCCUUUGACUCCUCCAAUGAUACAUGCUUUGGUUUCAACUCCGGCUUCUAGCUUAGCUGAAAUUGAGAAAAUAUAUGAAAUUGCAACCGAUGGUUCCGAUAAUGAGAAGAUUUCUGCUGCUACUGUUUUAUGUGGGGCAUCAUUAACUCGUGGUUGGAAUAUACAAGAACAUACUGGAUUUUUCAUCAUUAAGCUGCUGUCACCUCCGGUUCCCUCAGAUUAUACUGGUAGUGAGAGUCAUUUAAUAGCUUCUGCUCCCUUUCUAAAUGUUCUUCUUGUGGGGAUAGCAUCUAUCGACUGUGUUCAGAUUUUUUCCUUACAUGGAUUGGUUCCACAUCUUGCUGGUGUUUUGAUGCCAAUAUGUGAGGCUUUGGGUUCAUGUUCACCCACUGUUUCUUGGACUCUUCCAACUGGUGACCUUUUAUGCCCCCUUGGUGUGUUCUCGAAUGCUUUUACUCUUCUGUUAAAGCUAUGGAGAUUUGAACAACCACCUCUCGAGCAUGCGAUUGGGGAUAUUACUCCGGUAGGGUCUCAGCUAACACCAGAGUUCCUCUUAUUGGCACGCAAUUCUCAAUUAUCAUCAUGUAGGAAUUCAUCCAAACACCAAAAGAAAAGAAUGAGGUUUCUUAAGCAGUGUGAUCUGUCUGCUUCAACUCCUGUAUAUUUAGACUCUUUUCCAAAAUUGAAAUUUUGGUAUCGACAGCAUCAAGCGUGUAUCGCUUCCACCCUUUCUGAUCUCAAACCUGGAACUUCAGUGUACCAAAUCUUUGAAGCCCUUCUAAACAUGAUGUUUAGAAAAACAAAUACAAAUACAGGUGGUGGUGGUGGUCAAACGUUGACUUCUUCAACAUCUGGAAGUAGCAAUUCGUCUGAUGACUACACUCUUCAUCUUAAACUCCCUGCUUGGGACAUUCUAGAAGCAGUCCCUUUUGUGCUUGACGCUGCACUGACCGCAUGCGCCCAUGGAACACUCUCUCCACGAGAACUCACCACCGGGUUCAAAGAUCUUGCUGACUUUUUUCCUGCUUCUAUGGCAACUAUCGUGAGUUACCUUUCGGCUGAAACCACAAGGGGACUCUGGAAACCUGCAUCUAUGAACGGAACCGAUUGGCCAAGUCCUGCCACUAACUUAUCCAUGGUCGAACAAAACAUAAAUAAGAUAUUAGCUGCAACCGGAGUUGACGUUCCAAGUCUUUCUGUAGCAGGGGGGACACAUCCGGAUACCCUUCCUUUACCUCUGGCCGCCCUAGUGAGCCUCACAAUAACCUACAAAGUCGAUAGAAUCUCCGAAUCCGUACUGAACCUAGCGGGCCCGGCAUUGAACACUCUGGGUGCAGGUUGUCCAUGGCCAUGCAUGGCCAUCAUAGCCGCUCUAUGGACUCAAAAAGCCAAACGUUGGACCGAUUAUCUUGUUUUCUCAGCAUCCCGAACCGUAUUCCACCACAACACUGACGCUGUAGUAGAGCUUCUUAAAGUCUGCUUCGCAUCAACCCUCGGUCUAAACUCCUCAAACACCGGUGGUGGAAUCGGUAACCUCCUCGGUCACGGAUUUGGAUCCGACUUUUCCGGCGGGAUCGCUCCGGUGGCCCCCGGAAUACUAUACUUACGGGUGCACCGUAGUGUUCGAGACGUGAUGUUCAUGACCGAAGAAAUCGUCUCUCUGUUAAUGCAUUCGGUUAAAGACAUCGUCUCCACCGGUGUCCCGAUUGAAAAACUUAAAAACCCUAAAACCGGAAUGAUCUUGAGAUAUGGCGAGGCUUCUCUUUCCGCAACCAUGACUCGUAUCAAGCUAGCCGCGUCUCUAGGAGCUUCGCUGGUUUGGAUAACCGGUGGGUUGAACCUAAUACAAACUUUGAUCAAAGAAACAAUGCCAUCAUGGUUCAUAUCGGUGCACCGAUUGGACCACACCAAGGGUGACUCGGGUGCAGGCGGGAUGAUUGGGAUGCUUAAAGGUUACGCUCUUGCUUACUUCAUGAUUCUUUCGGGUGCGUUUGCGUGGGGUGUUGACUCGGUGUCUUCGGCGUCUAGUAAACGUGGGUCCAUCCUUGGGGCCCACUUGGAGUUCAUGGCGAGUGCACUCGAUGGGAAGAUUUCACUUGGCUGUAAUAAAGCGACAUGGAGGGCGUAUGUUUCUGGUUUUGUGAGUUUGAUGGUUUCGUGUACGCCUAUAUGGACUCGUGAGGUUGAUGUGGAUGUUUUGAGGAGUUUGAGUAAAGGGCUAAGGAAGUGGGAUGAGGAAGAGUUGGCGAUGGCGUUGCUCCGGAUUGGUGGGGUCCGUGCGAUGGGUGCAGCUGUGGAUUUUAUCAUAGAAUCUUCGGUGUCAUUGUAGGAUCCAUUUUUGUACAUACUUUAUACUU
Molecule: messenger RNA, 4197 nt
Organism: Lactuca saligna
Lineage: Eukaryota; Viridiplantae; Streptophyta; Magnoliopsida; Asterales; Asteraceae
Source: the annotation of a GenBank genome assembly